AUGCUCAGGUCGACUAAAUUAAGGAAACACGUGGCAACAUUGUGUCAACUUCUGGACCUCUCGAACCAAGAGCUGGAGCAGGUUGCAAAGUUCAGGGGGCACGACAUCAGAGUCCACUGCAACUACUACAGACAGACUGAUAAAACCUUUCAAGUGGCUAAAGUUGGGAAGCUGUUGUUUGCAAUGGAAGGUGGGGCAGAGGCCCUAAAGGGAAAGACCCUCCAGACGCUGGAUGCAGCUGUCUGUGACCAAACAGAGCUUCAGAACAGUGACUUGGAGGCUGAGGCUGAUGGUCCCAUGGACAAGCUUUCUGAUGCGUGUGCUGAAGUGUCUGAUGAAGAGGAGCUAGAGCCGACCUUCACAAAGGCCCAGAAAAACAAACGGACCAAGAGGACAGAUGCGUGUGCUGAAGUGUCUGAUGAAGAGGAGCUAGAGCCGACCUCCACAAAGGCCCAGAAAAACAAACGGACCAAGCAGGACAGAUGGUGA
Molecule: messenger RNA, 489 nt
Organism: Knipowitschia caucasica
Lineage: Eukaryota; Metazoa; Chordata; Actinopteri; Gobiiformes; Gobiidae
Source: the annotation of a GenBank genome assembly